AAUUAUAAAGUAACAGUAAGAGUUGAACAUAACGGAGACGGAUGACUGUGCAAGUGGUUGUUAUAGUCUGGGGAAUACAAUUUAUUUUUUAACAUUUUGGUUUUUUUUUAAAUUAUAAUAUAUUUUUUUAUUUUUUUUGGAGUACUGUACAUGAUUCCGGGAUAUUUCUAAUGCAUUAUUUUAUGCGAAGGUAGAUAGGAUCGUGUACGAUUUCACUCGGAACAAAUUCUCCGAGAUCGUAACGCAGAUCGCUUGACUACCCGGGUAAAAUAAGACCGCAGCACGGAGCAGGGGCAGGCGGUCCUCUCCUGAACACGUGUUAUCAAAUUCCUGCACCACCUCCAGUCCAACAAUCACCACCACCGUACAACCCCGAUCCUACGGUUGGCAGACCUGUAACACGCAGUCAAACCCGGCUGGGAGACCAGGGAGGUGCCGACGUCAAAUCGCGCUCACCCCUCAACCCAUUCGGACCUGACCCCACAGCUCAGUCCACCCCGGACUCUGCGUGGUCAAUCCACGACCCAUCCUCCUGGAGGGGCACAGCCGGCAGAAUUGUGGAUUUUCUUAGUCCCGACACCACCAUGGACAGUAAACCGGGUGGGCAUCGUGGUGUCGUGUUCCGACCCUGGACAGCGACUGAUAUUCAACAGGCAGCCUCUCACCUGCCCGACAUCAAAAACGGUGCAGCCUUUGGAAAAGAGUUCCUGGCCUUCUGUAAAGAAUUCAUGCCCACCGGACCCGAGAUCCAUCGUCUUCUGGUCAAACAUGUGGGCCUGAGUGAUUUCAGUAAAAUCAGAGCGGUGGUCACUGGUCAGGGCUGUGACUCCCGCCACGAGGCACCCGACUGGGAUCAUGCAGAUAACGUCGCCUACAGAGCAUUUGUCACCGCAGUGUGUGCAGCUGUUGUUACAGCUUUUCCGGCAACAGUAAACAUGGCCCCCAUCAACAGCACAAAACAAGGUAGGACCGAAGAUGUAACAUUUUACCAUCAGCGUCUUGUGGCUGCUUUUCAGAUUCACAGCGGCCUCGAGGAGCCCACAGACAUAACCAACAUGACCGUGUGGGAAACUCAUCUCAAGAACGCCUUCAUGAACGGGCUUCUGCCAGACGUCAAAACUGCCACUGAACACUCUGUCGUGGGUCUGGAAGAUGCAAGGCUCACAGAAGUGGUAAAACAUGCACGACACAAUUACAAAAUGCAUGUGGAAAAUCAAAUGCGUCAAGACAAACGCAGCAAGCAGACUGGGGAGAAAGCCCAGCUUGCGAUGCUCCAAGCUUUAAAACAGUUGACACUGGGUGCAGAAGGAGGACGAGACCCCCACCCAUCCGGAAAUUUUUAUGGGAGGGACCAACAGAGAGGACGAGCGUAUGGAAUAAAUCAUGGGAGAAGACGGCGUUUUCAAGGAGGGGCCCCACGAGAAGUGCAACCCGAUGAAUGCUUCCUCUGGCGAAACAGGACAUUGGUACCAAGACUGCCCCUCCCGUUCAAACCUGGUACGUCAGCCACGUGGUCGACAGCGCCACUCCGGGACUGACAGAGGGGGUCAACAAUUGGGCACUUCAGACUGACGGUGUGUGUGGGAUGGAGAUUGCACGUGUGAAGGGAUGACUACUGCUGCCUCUUCAAAACAGGGAAGUGAAACACACCACACACACACAAUGCUGCAACGAAGACCUGCUUCCUCGCACGCACACCCACAUACACACGCACACACACACACAAUGCUGCAAUGAAGACCUGCUU
This is a messenger RNA of Gasterosteus aculeatus aculeatus (three-spined stickleback), 1747 nucleotides long. Lineage: Eukaryota; Metazoa; Chordata; Actinopteri; Perciformes; Gasterosteidae. The record is from RefSeq and is a predicted model, not a curated record.